AUGCCCUCUCCUCUCGACCACCACCUUCCGCCCUGGCUCAGCAUGAUCUCUGACCGCAUGCAGCGCACCAUCCACGUCGAUACCACCGCCUCGUCCGACCAAGUUCGCAGCGUGUUCAGCCGAUCUGGAGAAAUUCGACGCAUAUACCCGGCGCGACUCCCCGGCGAACCCGGCACCCCUGGAUACUACGUUGAAUAUCGCGAUCAACCGGCCGCAAACGCUGCCUCGAGCCUGUCCAUGCCCACCUCGAUGGCCGUGCAUGCGCUCGACCGCUAUCCCAAGCUUGCAGAUCGCUUCUUCGCCAUCGCGACCUCCGCCCCGCCUCCUGCGGCGAACCUGCCCCAGAAGCCUCCGCCCGAGGUGCUGGAGAGUGCGGUCGACGCAGACGCGCGCUAUCCGACGUAUCUCCGGCAGAUUUCCAAACAGGCGACGCUCUGCGACCGCACUUUCACCAUCCUCGAACCGGCUCCCAUGAACGGCUCCUCCUUCGGCUCGUACAACUACUAUCCAGACAUCGCCGCCAAUGGCUAUGAUGAAAACGGGUACAACCAAGUACCGCCAUAUGGAUGGAGUGACGCGUCCAUCACUAGGGAUAAUAACUCGAUAUCCGACGCAUACAUGCACACUAACAGGUACCCAACCGUCUCGCCAAUGUCGCCCUUCACCGAAUCAGCCCCAUCAACCUCAAGCAUGGCAUCCAACGGAACGCAAACUCAGCACGCAUCGACGAGCGAACCAAAUAACACCUUGUUCCUCACAGGUGGCGCUGAAAUACAACCGAUCAAUUUAGAAACCCUUGACGACUCCCCGGACCGCAUCGUCGCCAGCCUCCGCACCUCUGCCCGUCACCCCGUCGACUGCGGCAAAUGGAUCAUGGUCGGCGCCUCCUAUCGCGGCCGCGGCAACCUCCUCGCCGCGAUAGCCGUCAUCACCGCCAUGAUAGAAGUGAUGAGCUCCGCGGGCAUGGAGAGCGCGCAGCUCAAGCCCGCCGUGCUCAUGCUCUCCAGCUGCCACCUCGAGGUCGCCCGGCACCUGCGCGCGCAGAACGGCGCGGAGACCGCGCACAGCACCCGCCACCUCGCCCACGCGUGCGACGGCUUCCGGAGCGUGUACGGCGCGUUCGAGCCCCCGCGCCCGCCCGCCCUCCUCCUCGCCCCAGGCCACCCGACGGCGGGCCGCGCGCGGGCGCGGUCGGCCGCCGAGCCCGCCCCGCCGCGCGCGGUGCCCUCGAGCCCGCGGCACGGGCAGACGCGGAUGCUCGAGCGCGAGGUGCAGUCGCUGCGGGACCGGCAAGGCGCGCAGGUCGAGCAGCUCGCGCGCACCCGGGCGGAGAAGCGCAAGCUCGAGGAGGAGCUCGAGCGUGCGGCGCAGCGCCGACGCCGGCUCGAAGACGUGGUCGACAAGGCCGAGGCCGCGGAGGGCGCCGCACACGAGCGAGCACGGGCGGAGGAGGCUGAGCGAAGGCGGGCGGAGGAGCGGGCGGAGGAGAUGCGCCGGCGCGUGCUCGCGGCGGAGGCGCGGGUGGGCGAGGCGGAGGAGCGGGAAAGGAAGACGCGGGAGUAUUUUGGGAGGCUCGGCUUGAGUUUUUUGAAGGCAUCGAGGGGCGACAUGGGCGACAUUCCCGCAGCGGUGCGGAUGUGA
Messenger RNA from Epithele typhae, 1641 nucleotides. RefSeq lists its product as uncharacterized. The record is from RefSeq and is a predicted model, not a curated record. The coding region runs from base 1 to 1641 and encodes 546 amino acids. Lineage: Eukaryota; Fungi; Basidiomycota; Agaricomycetes; Polyporales; Epitheliaceae. The transcript is spliced from 4 exons.